Molecule: messenger RNA, 2130 nt
Organism: Sciurus carolinensis (gray squirrel)
Lineage: Eukaryota; Metazoa; Chordata; Mammalia; Rodentia; Sciuridae
Gene: Hsf5
Product: heat shock transcription factor 5
Exons: 6
Coding region: 1-1860 (619 amino acids)
Biological process (GO): regulation of DNA-templated transcription
Molecular function (GO): sequence-specific DNA binding; DNA-binding transcription factor activity
Source: RefSeq, a predicted model, not a curated record
AUGGAGGAGGCGCUGCUCUCCACCCCCAUCAACCCCAACAACUUCCCCGCCAAGCUGUGGCGGUUGGUGAACAGCCCCCGGUACCGCUCGAUCCGCUGGGACGGCCGCGGCGAGGGGCUGCUCAUCGACCAGCCGCUCUUCGAGGCCGAGCUGCUCAGCCCGCCUGGGCCCGGGGCCGGGGGCGGCAGUGGCGCCGGGGGCAGCGGUGUGGGGGCCACCGGGGCCGAGCCUGAGCUCUUCAAAACCACCAACUUCACCAGCUUCAUCCGCCAGCUCAACCUCUACGGCUUCCGAAAGGUGGUGCUGGGUGGGCCGGGCGCGGCAGGGCCCGGUCCAGGUCCAGGGGCCGGCGGACCGGCAGGCGACGGGCCACUCCACCACUUCCACAGCCCGCACUUCCGCCGUGAUCAGCCACAAUUGCUCGUGCACCUUAAGAGGCUCACCAGCGCCAACAAGGCCAAGCUGGCGGCCGGCCUGGAGGUGCCCUGCCGCCCGCCCAACCGCUUCCAGAGGCUCCUCAUCACGUCAGCUUCCGCCUCGGCCUCGGCCUCCACCUCCCCACUGCAGCACCAGGAUCCACCGCCGCCGCCCGCGGGGCCCCGGCCGGAGCCACACGGACCAGUGGCUGUAGGACAAUUUCACCGGUCAUUCCGGAGAGAUAGUUUGUCUCCUUAUUCCUACGUAUCAACUUCAUCCCACAACCACAGUACUUUCCCUCUGAAAGGUUUAGAUCGGACCCCGAUUCCUCCAAGAACAUGGCAGAACUCCCUUGGAAUGCACCCUGGACAAGUGGACACGUCUCCUACUUUUUCAGAUAAAGGGGUUCCAUUUCCUGUACUGCAGAGGUUUCCAACCGAGGUUACCUAUACACUGCAACCCAGUGCCACGUCCGUACAUGUUCAACAAGGCCCUCAAACAAUGGUCAGCUCCUCCCAAAAAUAUAGUAACUACACACCCUCAGCGCAGUACUCCCAAGCCUACUAUCCAACAGCUGUUCUACAGUGCUGCUCUCCUUCUACCCACAUGGACGCUCUAAGUAGUUGUGUCACUCCCACUGCCUCUUCCUAUGCACACUGCAACUACUUCCAGAAUCCUCCAAUGCAAUCUUCCUAUCCAGUUGAAUUUCUGCCUUCUAAUUGGCCUUGCAGUGCUACUGAUGAAAAUAAAAAGACGGAAGUAAACCUAGAGGCUGUCUUUCAGAUAGUAGACGAGUUGCAUUCCUCUCCUAAAUUGGAGAUGGUAAAAGUGGAGCCUGUUGAGAAUCAGUGCCCAACAUCUCAGUCUAACAGAGGCCAACAUAUCCUAGCUAAUUCAAACAACAGCAACCCAUCUUCCACAAGUCAGGCUAGCCAGCUGGAGCCACUUACUCCUGUAGGCUCAGAUAUUACAUCUUUUGUGGUUGGAACAGAACAAGCAAUUACCUGCUCUCUACCACAGUCACCUGAGUACAUCUAUACCAUCCACACAGCUCAGCCUGUGGAAAAUAGCACAAUGCAGGAAUCUGCAGCCAUCCAACAAGCUCACGUCAAACUGAAGGAGCAGCUAAGUCAUAAUCCAUCUCCAUCUUCAGUAGUAUUUGUGCAGGAAGGGCUACCGUUCAACACACACCAGGUGGAUACCAGUAUAAAAUGCCAGACCAGUCCACCUGAGAAUAUCUUGCCUUCAGAGCAGAUGGGAUUCCUCAUUUCAGAAAUGGGGCCAACUAGCAAACCUAGUAAAGACACAGGCUUAUCCACUCCAGCCAGAUACAGAGAGCGAAGAAGCAACUCACAACAAGGAAAGUCCCCUGAUCUUCAUCUGCUGGUGGACGUGGCCUGCAAGCAGGAGCACUUUCCAAAGGAGGAAGAAUUAAAAGAGUGAGGAAUGGAUGACAAAUGUGACAUUGUGCACUAGCCGUAGCUGGAGGCAGACUAGUCUUGCACAUGACACACUGUUGGGAUUUUUUCAGUUCUGUUAAGGAAAAAAGUAUUUUUUUGUUUUGUUAAUUGAGAAUUUUGUUAAUUGAAAAUUGGGAGUUUGGUAUUUACUACAACUGUUCAGUUCAGAUUGUUUACCUUGACAAACUACUAAACAUCUAGCAGCCAUUUUUUUGCUGCCCAGAUCCCUUUCAAAUGAAAAGUCCUGGCCUUC